Molecule: messenger RNA, 1281 nt
Organism: Argentina anserina (silverweed cinquefoil)
Lineage: Eukaryota; Viridiplantae; Streptophyta; Magnoliopsida; Rosales; Rosaceae
Product: VQ motif-containing protein 4
Exons: 1
Coding region: 334-1119 (261 amino acids)
Source: RefSeq, a predicted model, not a curated record
CUCUCUCUCUCUCUCUCAAUCACCUCCUCCUCCUCCCCCUUCUUCUCCUCCCUCCUCUUUUCUCUCAACCCCACCACCCAAAAACUCAAGAAAAAGAGUCCUCAAUUGAGUCCCCAAAAGCCUUGCUUCCUUCUUUUUAGUCUAAUGACAUAAAAAAUAAGGAAACUAGAUACAAGCAAACAAAACAUGGAGCAAAGUAGCAAAUAAGAAGCAAGCAACACCAACCCUUUUUUCUCCUCUCUUCCUCUCCCAUCUCAAACCCUUGUUCCUCCCCCCCUCUCUUUCUGAUCUGCUCCAGGCAGGUCUGGUUUUUCUUCCCAGGCCUCCUUUAACAUGGAGUACACAUCAAGGACUCAAGAACCAAUCAGAGAUUACCACCACCAUCAUCAGAAGCCGCCUCCUUCGUACUCUCCACUAAACUCCCCCACCAGCAAUGGCAGCAGCAAUAAUAACAACAACAAUAACUCCGGAGUUCAAACUCCGACGACCCCCAAACUGACCCCCAGAUCUGAAUCCAACCCUUACGCCACCACCUUCGUCCAGGCCGACUCCUCCAACUUCAAACACGUCGUUCAAAUGCUCACCGGCUCUUCAGAGACCACAACAAAGCAGCUGCAGCAAACUAACAAGCACACACAGGAAUCGUCCUCGUCCUCAUCCCCUCUCUCGUCGUCGUCCAAGAACUUCACCAUCCCUCCGGUGAAGACGGGGCAGAAGAAGCAGCAGAGCUUCAAGCUCUACGAGAGGAGGAGCCAGAACCUCAAGAACAGCCUCAUGAUCAAUACCCUCAUGCCCAAUUUCGCCCACCAUCGCAGCCAAGCCUCUUCUGGGUUCUCGCCACGUCACCCGAAGGAGAUCUUGUCGCCGAGUCUGCUCGACUUUCCGUCGCUGACGCUCAGCCCUAUCACUCCAUUAAACGACGAACAUUUCGACAAGUCGGCGUCGGCGUCGUCGCCGUUGGGGAACUCCUCGGAGGAGGAUCGGGCUAUAGCCGAGAAGGGUUUUUACUUGCACCCUUCUCCGAGAACGAGUUCCGAUACUCCCAGAGAGCCCGAGCCCCGGCUUCUGCCAUUGUUUCCGGUCACUUCGCCUAGAGUUUCGGGGUCGUCGGCUUCUUGAUCUCCAAUCCAAGAAUAUAAAGAGAAGUGUAAACUAUUUUGAGUGUUAUUGGGUUUUGGAUUGGUCUUUCAAUCUCACAGGUACUGAUCUUUAUGUUCUAAAUUGUACAAUUUGAUAUCUUUCUUCCAUAAAAAUGGUGAAAAGAGCAGGCCUUUUGUUCUU